This is a messenger RNA of Vigna unguiculata (cowpea), 1338 nucleotides long. RefSeq names its product protein ROOT INITIATION DEFECTIVE 3-like. Gene Ontology annotation, cellular component: nuclear pre-replicative complex; rixosome complex. Gene Ontology annotation, molecular function: protein binding. Gene Ontology annotation, biological process: DNA-templated DNA replication; rRNA processing. Lineage: Eukaryota; Viridiplantae; Streptophyta; Magnoliopsida; Fabales; Fabaceae. The record is from RefSeq and is a predicted model, not a curated record.
AUGUCUUCUUCUUCCUCCAAUGAACUCAUCCUCACUAGCUCCCCUGACGGGCCAAUCAUGGUCUACGAGACGGUUAGCCGCACCGCCGUGACACGGUUCUCCAGCAGCCGGUCACCGUGCCGCGGCCUUACCACGGUGGGCCGGAGAUUGUUGGCAGCCUCACACGUGUCAUCAGACACGGGUGCAGGCUCCAUCAACAUCUACAACUGGCACGGUUCUUCUGUGUUUCGUAACUUCCCCGUGCCAGAACCCAUUGCCCCUCUCACUGCGACACCCGACGGAGCAUUUCUCUUCGGCGGUGGAAUCUCAGGCAGCGUUCUAUCUAUCUCAGGUUCUUCCGGUGAUGUCAUCAGAUCAAUCGUUGUUCACUCAAGUCCAGUUUCCAGUCUCCAUCUGAGCGACGAUGGGUCACUCCUUGUUUCAGGUAGCGAAGAUGGAACAGUUGUUGUUCUCCCUAGCUUCAAGAUCGUUGUUUCGGGUUCCUUUGAGGAGAAUGUGGAAGACUUGAUCUUGCACAAGUGGAAGGCACAUUCUGAUUCCGUCACUGCUUUGAAGUCCGUGACGGGUACUUUGGUUUCUUGCUCAUUAGACCGAACGUGCAAGUUUUGGAAUCUGGGAAACCAUGGGGUCCUUAUGCAGAGUGUGGCAUUGCCGUGUUCCGUUUCUGGGGUUGCCCUAGAUUCAUCGGGGUCAACGUUUUACGCCGGUGGUGGUGAUGGGUUUGUUUAUAAUGGGUCGGUGGAGGCUUGUGAGGUGGGAAAAUGGGGGCAAAGCCAAAGUGGGUCGAUUGUGUCGCUGGCUUUGGUGAACGAAGAGAGGAAUGUGGUGUCUGCUGCAGAAGAUGGGAGUGUGUGGAUGUGGGAUGUUGAGAAAGGAGAAGUUGUGAUGGUUUUUGGGGAUGAAUUGAUAACCCUUAGCGACAUGAUUGUGAUCAAGGGAAAUGGUGGAGGGUUUGGAGUUGGAAAGGGACAUGGUGUCGAUGGGGAGGGUAGUGGGUCCUUCACUGCUUCUGGGUUGUGUGAUGAAGAGAUUCUUAAGACUCUGAAUCAAAUGACAGCCCUUGGGGAGGUCAAGGAUGUUGUGUUACAAGACAGGAAAAAGGCCAUUGAAAUGUUGGAAUCUGUGAUUGAAAUCCCAUUCAAGCUUGCCGUAAAUGUUGAGAAGCUAAAGCUUGAUCAUAAGGUUGUGAAAGAGAGCAAGAGAGAGAGCUUUAGACAGAAUAUCUGCAUGUUGGUGUUGAGUGCCGAUAUGGAGGAGCUUAAUGAUGCAUUGCUUGAUAUUUUUUCGCCAAUUACUGAUCUCCUCGUCGUAGGGCAUCCAUCCCAAUCAGAGUUGUAG